AUGUCAACCUCCGGAUUUAGUUUCACUGUCUCGCCUUGUGAGACCAAGGAUGACAUCAUCCAAGGCCACCGCAUCGCAACCGACACCUUCGGCCGCCAGACCAACGACAGGAUCUGGCAAGGGUUCAACCCGGGCUGGGACACACCCGAGGGUGAGGCGGCCGGCGCACGCCGCCUCGUCGAGCGGUGGGUGAAGUCGCAGGCUGCCGACCAAAAGGACGAGCAGGGCCGGCCUUUUGUCGUCUUCCUCAAGGCCACCGCCCCGGACCCUGACAAUGGCACGCCCGUCGUCGCCGGUCUGGCCAUAUGGGUGCAGGCUUCGGCCGUCGAGGGCAAAGGUGCGGUCCCCGUGUUGGACGUGGGCGAGGCGCAGGACCUGAACGAACUCUGGCCCGGAAACGACACAGAGCACCAGUAUCUGCGGCAGGCAGAGAGGGGUCUGCAUCGGAGGAGGAACGAGGUCAUUCGGGAAAAGGCCAACCAGGAUCCGCCGGCAGUGUUUGCCUUGGACAUGUGCGUGGUAGACCCCAAGUUUCAAAGGCGAGGCAUCUCCCAAUCCCUGGUACAGUGGGGUAUUGAUGAGGCGAGGGCCAGAAACGGACUGGAAUGUGUCACGGAAGCGUCAAGCAUGGGUCGCGGCUCAUAUGCCAAACUAGGCUUCAAAUGGGAGGGUGAUGAAGCUGUGGAUAUGGACUAUGGGUUUGAUGAUAGGUUCAAGGACCGACCUGCACCGCCAAACCUGUUCAUGCGUACGGGGUCUUUGACAAAAAGCUGA
Messenger RNA from Pyricularia grisea, 774 nucleotides. RefSeq lists its product as uncharacterized. Lineage: Eukaryota; Fungi; Ascomycota; Sordariomycetes; Magnaporthales; Pyriculariaceae. The record is from RefSeq and is a predicted model, not a curated record. Gene Ontology annotation, molecular function: acyltransferase activity, transferring groups other than amino-acyl groups. The transcript has 2 exons. The coding region runs from base 1 to 774 and encodes 257 amino acids.